This is a messenger RNA of Hemicordylus capensis (graceful crag lizard), 885 nucleotides long. RefSeq names its product ER membrane protein complex subunit 10 (gene EMC10). The record is from RefSeq and is a predicted model, not a curated record. NCBI's taxonomy places the organism in Eukaryota, Metazoa, Chordata, Lepidosauria, Squamata, Cordylidae. The transcript has 8 exons. The coding region runs from base 25 to 804 and encodes 259 amino acids. Gene Ontology annotation, cellular component: EMC complex.
GCCUUUGUCACAUGAUCCAGGGCAAUGGCGGCUGCGAGGGCUGCCGGCUGCCCCCCCUGCUCUUUCCUUCCGGCUUUUCUCCUUUUGCUGCUGCUGUCGCCGCCACUGCUCGUCCAGGCUGCUGGAGUCGGUAGCUGCCGGGGAGAGCCGGGCCUCAGGCCAGGUGAGAGCCGGGACACUGAGGCCUGUGGACUGACCCUGCAUCUGGAGCAUUCAUUUGAGCUGGAUGACAGCAUCCAAUUCAAAAAGCGGGGCACUCUCCUCUGGAACGUGGCUCCUGACACCAGCCUCUCACUCAGCCAGAAGCAGUUGACUGAGGAUGAGCGCAACAAACUUAGGGAGGUGGCUACAGAAGGAGGGCUCUACCGCGUACGGAUCCCACGACGGCCCCUGGGGGCCACUGAGGAGACCGGAGUUGAAUAUGUCACCUCCUUUGUCCGAGCGUGCUCAAUGGUAGAGUCUCAUCUGUCAGAUAGGCUGACGGUUCACACAGACGUGACUGGCAACAUCAUUGGCCUCUCCAUCGUCACUGUGCCUGGCUCCUGCCAUGGGGCUGAGGUGGAGGAUGUGGACCUGGAACUGUUCAACACCACGGUUCUUCUCCAGCAGCCCAUCCCAGCAGCCGUCCCUGAGACAGCAGCAUUCAUCGAACGCAUGGAACAAGAGCAGGCACAGAAAGCCAAAAAUCCACAGGAGCAGAAAUCUUUCUUUGCCAAAUACUGGCAUUUAAUUCUGGGCGGGGCAGUGCUUCUCCUGGCAACCAGCUCUGCAACAGCCCCUCGGGAGCCAGGACGCCAGCCCUGAGCAAAAUGGAUGUAUAUUAUUCCCAUCGUCCUCUUCCUGAUGAUGUCUGGAGCACCAGAUGCAGGGGGGCAGGGAGGGGGC